AUGGAAAGCUUUAUCAAAUUGUAUUCAUCUGAAGAUUUUGUGGAGCAAAUUCUGUCAGGACUUCCUCCCAAGUCUUUGAUGCGGUUUAAGUGUCGCCAAGUCCCCCUCACAGACAAGGACAACAACCCUAAGGAUGACGAUGAUGAGAAGGAAGCUGAGAAUGAUAACGACGAUGUCGAAAUUCUAUUGUCAUCACUUAAUAUAUGCAGUGGGAAUGAUGAUGAUUGUCUUUUAUCAACUGUAGUUGAGGAUGUUAAUAUUCCGCUUCCUGCUCAUCUGAAGCUACAACAUUCUUCGGAACUCACAAUUGCAGGUCAUUGUGAUGGGAUCAUCUGUUUAAAACUUUUCAUUGGCAAUGUUAUAUUAUGCAACCCAGCCAUGCAGGAAUUCAAGCUUAUUCCCAAGUCUUCUCUUGUCCUUCCCGAAGACGUUGAACUCUGGCCGGGAUAUCUUGAAUAUGGGUUACGUUAUUACACCGAUUAUUUGGGAUUUGGCUAUGAUCCUAAAAGUGAAGAUUACAAGAUUAUUAGAAUGGUAAACUAUGAUAAGGAAUAUUAUUGGUCUAGAGCAGAAGUAUACACUAUGAAAUCUAAUUCAUGGAGAGAGAUUGAAAUCUUAUAUGAUUAUGAACGUAUGCAUCAUAUUGAUAGUUGGCCUUCUUUUCUGCCUAUCUACUUCAACGGUAUAUGUUAUUGGCGUGUAAUAUCAGAUGACCUUAUUCUUUCAUUUGAUAUGGGAAGUGAGCUAUUUCAUGAGAUCCCGAUGCCAGAUUUGGCAGAUGGAUGUAAAAAUAGAGCUCAGCUUGCAGUGUGGAAAGAAUUCAUCGCUCUUUUUAACUUUCAUGACGAAAUUGGAGUUGCUCAUCAAUCUUAUGAUAUGUGGGUGAUGAUGGAUGAUCUUGGUGAAGGUGGCAAGGGUUCCUGGACAAAGUAUUUAACUAUAGGACCUCUAGAAGGUGUUCAAAGUCCAGUGAUAUUUUGGAAAAGUGACCAACUUCUUAUGGUUACUAACGAUGGACAGAUAGUCGUACAUAACAUUGGCACAAAAAAACUCAAGCAUCUUCCUAUUCAUUUGAUAAGAUCGCUCUAUUCUUAUCAUGAUCAAGCCCUUGUCUAUGUAAAUAGUAUUGCUUCCAUCAACGGAGGUAACGUACUAGAAGAUAUAAACAUUUCUGCCUUUUAUGGCAGUGGCAAGUUUUAUUCCAAUAGGGAGGUUGAUAUUUCGGGUUUUUAUUCAAUGUGA
Fragaria vesca subsp. vesca is the source of this 1242-nucleotide messenger RNA. Its product is annotated as F-box/kelch-repeat protein At3g06240-like. The coding region runs from base 1 to 1242 and encodes 413 amino acids. Lineage: Eukaryota; Viridiplantae; Streptophyta; Magnoliopsida; Rosales; Rosaceae. The record is from RefSeq and is a predicted model, not a curated record. The transcript has 2 exons.